AUGGCGUCUUCCGUGGGCAACGUGGCCGACAGCACAGAACCAACGAAACGUAUGCUUUCCUUCCAAGGGUUAGCUGAGUUGGCUCAUCGAGAAUAUCAGGCAGGAGAUUUUGAGGCAGCUGAGAAACACUGCAUGCAGCUGUGGAGACAAGAGCCAGACAAUACUGGAGUACUUUUAUUACUUUCAUCUCUACACUUCCAGUGUCGAAGGCUGGACAAAUCUGCCCACUUUAGUACUCUGGCAAUUAAACAGAACCCUCUUCUGGCAGAAGCCUAUUCGAAUUUGGGGAAUGUGUACAAGGAAAGAGGACAGUUGCAGGAAGCAAUUGAGCAUUACCGGCAUGCAUUGCAUCUCAAACCAGAUUUCAUCGAUGGUUAUAUUAACCUGGCAGCCGCUUUGGUAGCAGCAGGCGACAUGGAAGGGGCAGUACAAGCUUACGUCUCUGCUCUUCAGUGCAAUCCUGAUUUGUACUGUGUUCGCAGUGACCUGGGGAACCUGCUCAAAGCCCUGGGUCGCUUGGAAGGAGCCAAGGCAUGUUAUUUGAAAGCAAUGGAGACGCAACCGAACUUUGCAGUAGCUUGGAGUAAUCUUGGCUGUGUUUUCAAUGCACAAGGGGAGAUUUGGCUUGCAAUUCAUCACUUUGAAAAGGCUGUCACCCUUGACCCCAGUUUUCUGGAUGCUUAUAUCAAUUUAGGAAAUGUCUUGCAAGAGGCACGGAUUUUUGACAGAGCUGUGGCAGCUUACCUUUGUGCCCUAAGCUUGAGCCCAAAUCAUGCUGUGGUACAUGCCAACCUGGCUUGUGUAUACUAUGAGCAAGGCCUGAUAGAUCUGGCAAUAGACACCUACAGGCGAGCUAUUGAAUUGCAACCACAUUUCCCUGAUGCUUACUGCAACCUAGCCAACGCUCUGGAAGAGAAGGGCAGUGUUGCCGAAGCAGAAGAUUGUUAUAAUACAGCUCUGCGGCUGUGUCCCACCCAUGCAGACUCUCUGAAUAACCUAGCCAAUAUCAAAGGAGACCAGGGGAACAUUGAAGAGGCAGUUCGCUUGUAUCGUAAAGCAUUAGAAGUCUUCCCAGAGUUUGCUGUUGCCCAUUCAAAUUUAGCAAGUGUAUUGCAGCAGCAGGGAAAACUGCAGGAAGCUCUGAUGCAUUAUAAGGAGGCUGUUCGAAUCAGUCCUACCUUUGCUGAUGCCUACUGUAACAUGGGAAACACUCUAAAGGAGAUGCAGGAUGUUCAGGGAGCCUUGCAGUGUUAUACUCGUGCCAUUCAGAUUAACCCUGCACUUGCGGAUGCCCACAGCAAUCUGGCUUCCAUUCACAAGUAUUCAGGGAAUAUUCCAGAAGCAAUUGCUUCUUAUCGCACUGCUCUGAAGCUUGAACCUGAUUUUCCUGACGCUUAUUGUGAUUUGGCUCAUUGCCUGCAGAUUGUCUGUGAUUGGACAGACUAUGAUGAGCGAAUGAAGAAGUUGGUCAGCAUUGUGGCUGACCAGCUGGAGAAGAAUAGGUUGCCUUCUGUGCAGCCUCAUCAUAGUAUGCUCUAUCCUCUUUCUCAUGGCUUCAGGAAGGCUGUUGCUGAGAGCCACGGGAACCUCUGCUUGGAUGAGAUCAGUGUCCUUCAUAAACCACCGUACGAACAUCCAAAAGACUUGAAGCUCAGUGAUGGUCGACUGCGUGUAGGAUACGUGAGUUCUGACUUUGGGAAUCAUCCUACUUCUCAUCUUAUGCAGUCUAUUCCAGGCAUGCACAAUCCUGAUAAAUUUGAGGUAUUCUGUUAUGCCCUGAGCCCAGAUGAUGGCACAAACUUCCGAGCGAAGGUGAUGGCAGAAGCCCAUCAUUUCAUUGAUCUUUCUCAGAUUCCAUGCAAUGGGAAAGCAGCUGAUCGCAUCCAUCAAGAUGGUAUACACAUCCUUGUAAAUAUGAAUGGUUAUACCAGGGGUGCUCGAAAUGAACUCUUUGCUCUCAGGCCAGCUCCUAUUCAGGCAAUGUGGCUGGGCUACCCUGGGACCAGUGGCGUGCUUUUCAUGGAUUAUAUCAUCACAGAUCAGGAAACUUCACCUGCUGAAGUUGCUGAGCAGUAUUCUGAGAAACUGGCUUAUAUGCCCCAUACUUUCUUUAUUGGUGAUCAUGCUAAUAUGUUCCCUCACCUGAAGAAGAAAGCAGUCAUCGAUUUUCAGUCCAAUGGGCACAUUUAUGACAAUCGGAUUGUGCUGAAUGGCAUCGACCUCAAAGCAUUUCUUGAUAGUCUCCCGGAUGUGCAGAUUGUCAAGAUGAAAUGUCCUGAUGGAGGAGACAAUGCAGACAGCAGUAAUACAGCUCUUAAUAUGCCUGUCAUUCCUAUGAAUACUAUUGCAGAGGCAGUUAUUGAAAUGAUUAACAGAGGACAAAUUCAGAUAACAAUUAAUGGAUUCAGUCUUAGCAAUGGACUGGCAACUACCCAGAUCAACAUUAAGGCUGCCACUGGAGAGGAGGUUCCCCGUACCAUUAUUGUAACCACACGUUCUCAGUACGGGUUACCGGAAGAUGCCAUUGUGUACUGUAACUUUAAUCAGUUGUAUAAAAUUGACCCAUCUACUUUGCAGAUGUGGGCAAAUAUUCUGAAGCGUGUUCCCAAUAGUGUACUGUGGCUGUUGCGUUUUCCAGCAGUAGGAGAACCUAAUAUUCAACAGUAUGCACAAAACAUGGGCCUUCCCCAGAACCGUAUCAUUUUUUCACCUGUUGCUCCUAAAGAGGAACAUGUUCGGAGAGGCCAGCUGGCUGAUGUCUGCUUGGACACUCCACUCUGUAAUGGACACACCACAGGGAUGGAUGUCCUUUGGUCAGGGACACCCGUGGUGACUAUGCCAGGAGAGACUCUUGCUUCCCGAGUUGCAGCUUCCCAGCUCACUUGUUUAGGCUGUCUUGAGCUUAUUGCUCAAAAUAGACAAGAAUAUGAAGACAUAGCUGUGAAACUGGGAACUGAUCUAGAAUACCUGAAGAAAAUUCGUGGCAAAGUCUGGAAGCAGAGAACAUCUAGCCCUCUGUUCAACACCAAACAAUACACAGUGGACCUAGAGCGGCUCUAUCUACAGAUGUGGGAGCAUUACGCAGCUGGCAACAAACCUGAUCACAUGAUUAAGCCUGUUGAAGUCACUGAGUCGGCCUAAAUAAUGACUGUGUGCACAGGAGAAUUACCCUGUACCUGAGCCUCAACCUUCUGGGGGAAAGGGAACUACUUUUUCCUUAUCUGUACAAAACCAUGUUGCAGAUGGGUGACAGACAAUGAUAAGAAAUAGCACAGCCAGACUUGCUUCCUGCAUGAUCAUGAUCAUGAUAGGGAGAGACACAAGAGAUGGGAAACUGCUGUUCCACAAGGAGUCUCCAUAGAAUUUUGCAGCAGCCAGGUGUCUGGAAGGUCUGGAAGUGAGUCCUGUUCUUCCUUUUUCUUUCAGCAGAAAUGAAAUCCCAGUUGUCUUGGUCCUUCUGACCCCAUCCGUCGGUGCUACUUCAGUUCCUUACCCCUUCCCUUGUGACCCUGGGCGGUGAGAUCCUCUUUCUCCGGCUGGUCCGCGGCAAGUGGCACUCGAACAGGGACCUGAAGCGUGAAGGCAAUUAAAAGAAAAAGAAAGUGCAGGUAAGAGAACCCUUAUGCAAAAUAUGUGUGGCCACCAGUAAAAGUGAAACUAAUAGAGGCAUAAGGCAAUAGUCAGAAGUAAAAUAAGAUGGGGCCAAAGGGCUCAAAGGAGUGUGAAUUAUUUGCUCAGGUUUUACUUUCGAUGCUUAAAGCUCGGGGUAAUAAAGUUUCUACCUCACAGUUGACUGAAUUUUUACAGCAUAUCCAUGGUGUAUCUCCCUGGUUUCCUGAUGGCGGCUCUGUUGACAUAGAAAUCUGGCAGAAAGUUGG
Molecule: messenger RNA, 3878 nt
Organism: Globicephala melas (long-finned pilot whale)
Lineage: Eukaryota; Metazoa; Chordata; Mammalia; Artiodactyla; Delphinidae
Source: RefSeq, a predicted model, not a curated record